Messenger RNA from Nymphaea colorata (pocket water lily), 1560 nucleotides. Its product is annotated as IAA-amino acid hydrolase ILR1-like 9. Gene Ontology annotation, biological process: auxin metabolic process. The transcript has 5 exons. Gene Ontology annotation, molecular function: IAA-Ala conjugate hydrolase activity. Bases 150 to 1505 code for a protein of 451 amino acids. Lineage: Eukaryota; Viridiplantae; Streptophyta; Magnoliopsida; Nymphaeales; Nymphaeaceae. The record is from RefSeq and is a predicted model, not a curated record. Gene Ontology annotation, cellular component: endoplasmic reticulum.
GCCAUGCUUGGACUCCCGACGGGCGUCUGAGCUGGACGAAGAAUCCGAGGACCACACUUGAAAAAGAUGGCGGAGAGCAGAAAAGGCCAAAUUUUCAGUGGCUUCUCCAACAACCGUCAUUGGCGCAACCGCCAUUAGAUAAGCAUAAAAUGGAAGGGAGUCCGAGGAAGCGUGUUCCUCGAGUGCCCGGUUCUCAUCCACCCUCCAUGGGGCUCCUCCUCGCCCUCGUUCUCCUCGCCCUCAGCCGGCCGAUCAUCUCUCCGGCGUCAUCGGCGUCAGUUGAUCCCCUGGCAGAGGAGCUGCUGGACCAGGCCAGGGACGCUCAGUUCUUCGACUGGAUGAGGGGCGUCCGGAGGCGGAUCCACCAAAACCCAGAACUGGCCUUUCAGGAAUUCGAGACGUCGGAGCUCAUCAGGGCGGAGCUCGACGCCAUGGGCGUGGUUUACUCGUGGCCGUUCGCCGGCACUGGAGUGGUCGGUUCGAUCGGGUCCGGGCAGAGCCCCGUCGUCGCCCUUCGCGCUGACAUGGACGCCCUUCCUUUGGAGGAAUUGGUAGAUUGGGAAUAUAAGAGCAAGCGACGUGGAAAGAUGCACGCUUGUGGGCAUGAUGCACAUGUUGCCAUGCUUCUUGGUGCUGCAAAACUGCUGCAGGGCCGGAGGGAGAUGCUGCAGGGCACGGUGAAGCUUGUUUUUCAACCAGCAGAAGAAGGCAGAGCAGGAGCAUUUCAAAUGAUAGAAGAUGGAGCCGUUAAAGAUGUAAAUGCUAUCUUCGGAAUGCAUGUAGAUCCUUCUCUUGGGACUGGGAAAAUAUCUUCCAUUCCGGGAAUCAUGACAGCUGCUUCUGGUCGAUUUCAAGCAGUGAUUGAGGGGAGGGGUGGAUCUGCAAAGAAUUUGCAUGAAGCUAUAGAUCCAGUUGUAGCUUCAGCAUUUGCAAUUCAAAGCCUGCAACUUCUCACAUCACGAGAGACCCAUCCACUUAAAAGUUCGGUUGUUUCUGUUGGAUUUAUACGUACUUAUAAAAGUGUUGAAGAGAUUCCAUCAAGGGUGGAAUUUGGUGGCACCAUCCGCAGCCUGUCAUCUGAAGGGCUUUCUCUACUCACUAAAAGAAUCAGAGAGGUUAUAGAGCUUCAGUCAUCAGUUCAUAGGUGCAAUGCUAUCGUGGACUUCAUGGAAACGGAGAGACGGCAUUAUCCUCCGGUAGUGAAUGAACUGGCGAUGUAUGAACAUGUGAAGAAUGUGGGCGAAACGCUGCUCGGAAAGAACAAUGUGCAUGAGAUUGAGCAGCUGACAAUGACUGCAGAGGACUUCGCAUUUUAUUUGCAGAAGUUACCUGGUGCUCUGCUUAACCUUGGCGUGCGGAAUCAGAGCCUAGGUGCUGUUCAUGUACUUCAUUCUCCAUAUUUCUUCAUAGAUGAAGCGGCUCUUCCUCUGGGAGCUGCAUUGCAUGCAUUAGUAGCAGAAACUUAUCUAAGGAAACAUUCUUCCUUCAAUAGAAUGUAUAUAUGAUGCGCAUUUACAAAAAAACUUGUUUCCGAUGGAAUAAAUUUCGAGUCAGUUGACA